ACAUCCCGUUCAGCAAGGUAGAUACGUACACAGUCAGGACUCAACAUGGAGGGAAGUCACGCUCAACUUCGGAUUUCUCAAUUGCACCAUCUUCGCAUCAGAAUGUACUCCUCCUCAAUUAUGCUUCUUCCAUGCCUCGCACUACUGCCGCCACCUGGCUGCAACUUGCAAGAGGGGGGGAACAAGCAACACCGGAAUCGCCAGCGUUAAUGCCAACACCAAGACCACAAAUCGCAAGCGUGGGAAAAGGACGCAGACACCUAAGCAGACGGGCAAGGAUGGGCCACGCUGACCAGACGUAGGCCAAGUCGCCAAGACCCAACGGGCGAUGAGUCUGCCA
This is a messenger RNA of Colletotrichum acutatum, 340 nucleotides long. RefSeq lists its product as uncharacterized. The coding region runs from base 132 to 302 and encodes 56 amino acids. NCBI's taxonomy places the organism in Eukaryota, Fungi, Ascomycota, Sordariomycetes, Glomerellales, Glomerellaceae. The transcript has a single exon. The record is from RefSeq and is a predicted model, not a curated record.